AUGACGAAGAAACUAAGUUUAGAAGAGAAAAAGAAUCGUAGACCUACGGUAAGAGCUUGUGUAUUUUGUCAUCAAAAACAUUUACAGUGUUCAAAUGAAAGACCAUGUAAAAAUUGUGUUAAACGAAAUAUUGCCAAUGAUUGUAAAGAUGUCGAACGUAAAAAAGUUAAAUAUUUAACUGGAGAAUCAUCACAACUAAGAAAAAAGGUCAAAAUCAAACCAGAAUCAUUAACUUCAACUCCGGGAAACGAUGAAUCAAAUUCAAGUUCAAUUAUAAAUACACCUAAUGAAUUUAACGAUAAACAAAUCAAUGACAUUUUGGAAGUUCCUCCAUUACCUACAUUAAAUGAAGAUAAUAAUAACAUAUUAAAUACAACAAAUGAUGUCUUAAAUAAUAUAUUGAGUGAAAAUUAUAAUUCUAAUGUACCUUUAAAUCAAUCAAAUAGUAAUAAUUUUCAUUCAAAUUAUUUAAAUCAAGAAUAUUUAAUGUUGGGAGAUAUUUUAUUACAAUCUAAACCUACUUCGCCAUCACCUUCAAAUACAAGUGCAUCUGAACAUAAUACAUUUUCACCAAAUCAUCAUAAUUUUAAUUUAGAUAGUAUAAAUCAAUCAAAAAAGAAAGUAAUACAAAAAUUAAAAGAUUCAAGACCAUUUAUAUCAUUAGGUUUUUCAAAAGAUUCAUCAUUAAGUUUAAAUAAUUUGAAUAAUAUGUAUAAUCAAACUGAUAAUUUAUUAGAUAAUAAUUUGAAAAUUCAAAAAAAUGUACUGGGUAAAUCUAAUCCAAUUAUAAAUUUUGAUACUCAUUAUCAAGAUACAUAUGUAAAUCCUUUAAAAACUCAUCAAAUUUAUCAAACAGUUAGUGAUAUAUAUAAUAAUAUUAUUAUCAAUUUUGAAUAUCCAAAUUCAUACCAUGCAUUAACUCAUUUUCUAAGAAAUCGAUUUUCAGGUAAUAAUCUAUCACCAGAGGAAAAAGCUCAAAAGAGGAAUAGUUUAUUAAUAAUUUUAAAAUUAAUUGCAAGUUAUAGACCUACUUUUAUAUCAGCACAUAAAUCAUUAUUAAAACCACAAGAUUUAUUAUUUCUUGAAAUGAGUUUUCAAAGAUGUUUAAUAGAUUAUGAAAAAUUAUGCCAAUUAAAUUCAAGUCCAACUAUAAUAUGGAGAAGGACUGGUGAAAUAGUAAGUAUAACUGAUGAUUUAUUAAGUUUAUUAGGAUAUACCCUAAGUGAUAUUCUUUCAAAAAGAACAUUUAUAAUGGAAAUGAUGUAUGAUGAUGAAAGUAUUAUAAAUUAUUUUCAAUUAUUUAAAAGUAUUGCAAUUGGUAAUUUACAUUCAAGUAUAAAUACAAAAAUUAAAUUAAUGAAGAAAAAUGAUUCAAAUUUUAUUGAAUUUAGUUCAGUUUGGACAGUUAAACGAGAUUUAUUUGAUAUUCCAAUGUUAAUAAUCGGUCAAUUUCUACCGAUUUUACCUGCUGGAGAUGGCGUUAGAAUGUAUUAA
Messenger RNA from Insectozyma verbasci, 1494 nucleotides. The record is from the annotation of a GenBank genome assembly. Lineage: Eukaryota; Fungi; Ascomycota; Pichiomycetes; Serinales; Debaryomycetaceae.